Astyanax mexicanus (Mexican tetra) is the source of this 1559-nucleotide messenger RNA. RefSeq names its product ninjurin 1 (gene ninj1). NCBI's taxonomy places the organism in Eukaryota, Metazoa, Chordata, Actinopteri, Characiformes, Acestrorhamphidae. Gene Ontology annotation, cellular component: membrane. Gene Ontology annotation, biological process: cell adhesion; tissue regeneration. The transcript is spliced from 4 exons. Bases 115 to 555 code for a protein of 146 amino acids. The record is from RefSeq and is a predicted model, not a curated record.
UCCCCAUGAUCUCACUCCGCACUAGCGGGAAGUCUGCAGCCGGUCCGGCUCCUUCACUUAUUCUCAUCUUUCUGUUGUUACGGAGGAGCGGAGGAGACCGGGGAAAGCGAAGCCAUGGCGUCCGAAACGCUGGAGCUGAACGGAGCCGCGGAUAAGAGCAUCGGGGCGGAGGUUUCUCGGCGUCCGAGUUCGAGGAGGGCGCUGUCGCAGCCUCUCAAUAUGAACCACUACGCCAAUAAGAAGAGUGCGGCGGAGAGCAUGCUGGACGUAGCGCUGCUAAUGGCUAACGCCUCUCAGCUAAAGGCCGUGCUGGAGCAGGGCCCGUCCUUCAGCUUCUACACAGGACUCAUCACCCUCAUCAGCAUCUCCCUCAUCCUGCAGGUCAUCGUCGGAGUCCUGCUCAUCUUCAUCGUGAAGUGGAAUCUGAAUGAUGAGAGUAAACACUAUCAGCUGAACCUGCUGGAGAACAUCAGCACCGCCCUCGUCUUCAUCAUCGUCGUCGUCAACGUCUUCAUCACCGCAUUCGGGGUACAGAAACCCGCCGGCUCACCAUGAACAGAACAGCGUGUACCCCAGAACCUUCCAAUCAUGAACAACCAAAACCACCGAGCUGAAUAUCUGAGCGUUUGUCUCCAGAAGACCCAGAGCUACCUGAUAACGCCGGGGGUGAAGUUCUCAGAUGGACAUGGUGGACAGUGUGUGUGUGUGUGUGUGUGUGAGAGUGUGUGUGUGUGAGGACAAUAUUUACAUUUAAAUAUCUUUUUACAUUAUGCAAUUGAAGACCAGUCCUCUCUUAAUUGAGAACUUUAGUCUUUUUUCUCAACUUUAUUUAGAACCUCUUUCACCACUGCCAGUGUUUCAGCUCUGACCACAUGCACACAUCAGUCUGUUUCAGUUUACCGUAUUUUUCGGACUAUAAGGCGCACUAUAAAUGAACGUCUACUUUCUGGUCUAUUUUCAUACAUAAGGUGCACCAGAUUAUAACACUCAUUAUGCGACACUAGUAAGGAACAGGGGUGUUGCCAUGUUUUCCUUCUAAUUCAGCAGGUCUUGCCGCUGGGUGGCGAGACCUGUUAAGCUAAGCUAAGUAAACAAAACUGUAGUUCAUAAAAAAACAUUUUCUUUUAGAGUAAAAUGAGUGCUGGAUGUUAAUCUACACAGAUUUAUCUCCUUAAAACUGUUUAUUUGAUUACCGUUUAUUUAUAGUAAGCUUAGAUUUACAGAUUUCCACUAACGCCGCCCGACAUACUCACCACUGAAUGGUAAAAGAGCUAGCAUUUAGCACAGUUAGCGGCUAAUGCUAAAGCUGCUCCAGCCUCAGUGCUGGAGAAACUUCAUUAAAACUCACCCUUAUAACUCUGUACUUCAGCAGAGUGGAUUUACUGCUCCUUAAUACCCGACUGGUAAAAUUAAUACAUUUAAGGAGCACCGGAUUAUAAAGCUCACUGAUGAUUUUUGGGAAAUUUAAAGAAGUUUUAAAUUUCGCCUUAUAUUUAGAAAAAUAUGGUAAAUAAAACAGAGCUGAAAUACAUUCAGGGUCAAAAAAAUAGUUUCAAAUA